UUCCGGCGUAGGUUCCCUCUUUCUCUACAAGAUGGCGACCCCAGCCGUUCCAGCGAGUGUGCCUCCCGCCACGCCGGCGGCAGCUCCAGCCUCGGCCGUCACCCCAGCCCCGGCUCCGGCCGCGCCAGCUCCAGCUCCAGCGCCGGCUGCGACUCCGCCCGCAGCCCCAGCUCCCGCCCCGUCCUCUGACCCAGCGGCCGCCGCAGCCGCUCCAGCCGCUCCGGGCCAGACCGCGGCCUCGGCGCAAGCCCCAGCGCAGUCCCCAGCGCCCUCGCUGCCCGGGCCCGCCCUCCCCGGGCCCUUCCCCGGCGGCCGCGUGGUCAGGUUGCACCCGGUCAUUUUGGCCUCCAUCGUGGACAGCUACGAGCGACGCAACGAGGGCGCUGCCCGCGUUAUCGGAACCCUGCUGGGUGAGUGAUGGGGAAACGGAGGUUCCUGCAGU
Molecule: messenger RNA, 442 nt
Organism: Nannospalax galili (Upper Galilee mountains blind mole rat)
Lineage: Eukaryota; Metazoa; Chordata; Mammalia; Rodentia; Spalacidae
Product: eukaryotic translation initiation factor 3 subunit F-like
Exons: 1
Coding region: 32-418 (128 amino acids)
Molecular function (GO): protein binding; metallopeptidase activity
Source: RefSeq, a predicted model, not a curated record